AUUUCGCCCUCUAUGUAGCUUGGUUGCCUUGCAAAACAAAAAGAAGCUGACAUUCAGAUUUCCUAAUGUGAUGGGAAUUGCAGCUCGCAACUUUUUCCUUGUUUAUCGGUGCUAGUUAGUAGCGAAAAGGUGCAUAAUUUCGUUUUUACAAUCGCCAACCUUGAGCACCACUCUUCGCGCCAGAUCGCAUUUUAAUUCGAGACAACUGUGGCGGCCAAGGAAUUUGCCGCAAAGGGAUCGUCCUCACUGGUCCCACCAGCAGUAGAAGGUCGGGGGAGGUGUAAAGUAACGCUACUGCAUGAUGUCGAUGCCUCACGGACAGAGCUAUGAUUAUCAUCGAACCACGUUCGAUGGGGAACGAAACGAGCGCUGCGGAUGCUGCGUUCGUACGAUGAAAUGGUUUCCAGUGCUGUUUAUUGCCUCUGUGAUCGGUUGGUCAUACUACGCGUUUGUGAUACAACUUUCCUUUUUUACCGUCACCAACAUUGUUCAGAGGAUAUUGUUCCUGCUCUUCUACCAUGCCGUGCUGGUUAUGUUCCUGUGGUCGUACUACCAAACAGUAUUCACCGACAUCGGUCGGGUUCCCUCCAGGUUUCACGUUCCGCGAGCAGAGCUCGACCGAAUAGUACGUGCUACGAAUGAGGUGGAGCAGAAGGAAAUACUCGAAACGUUUGCGAAGGAACUUCCGGUGGUGACGCGAACGUUAAACGCAUCCGUGCGCUUCUGCGACAAAUGCCGGCUCAUCAAACCGGAUCGGGCACAUCACUGCAGCGUGUGCGGCGUUUGUGUCCUGAAGCUGGACCAUCACUGCCCCUGGGUUAACAAUUGCAUCAAUUUCACCAACUACAAGUACUUCAUUCUAUUUCUGGGCUAUGCACUGUUAUACUGUGUGUAUGUAGCAUGCAGUACCAUCCCCUAUAUGGAGCUAUUGUGGACGGGUAAAAUUGAUGGUAGAUUUCAUAUUUUGUUCCUGUUUUUCGUCUCCGUUAUGUUUGCAAUCAGCUUGGUUAGCCUGUUCGGCUAUCACGUUUACCUGGUGCUUCUAAAUAGGACGACGUUAGAAUCAUUUCGUACACCAAUUUUCCGAUUCGGCGGUCCAGAUAAGAAUGGGUUCAGCUUGGGAAAGCUGAACAAUUUUCAGGAAGUUUUUGGAGAUGAUUGGCGGCUGUGGUUCGUUCCAGUGUAUACUAGCCUUGGGGAUGGGAUAGUAUUUCCCUGCCGCGAUGUAGCACCAUAUAGCAUCGAAUUCGCCGCAUGAAGUAAUGUCCCCGUAGCGCCCCUGACCGCUAUCACCAUUGGCAGUCAAUGUUGUAACGGCGCGGUUGCAAGUAGCACCGUUCGGGUCGAUCCAAAAGCUCAAACGAUCAUAUUAGAACACCUCGACGAAACAAAGGAGGGCGGUGGGCACCGUCGCCAGGGUCAGCAACAAACUGUGGUCAUGUCGCUCAGCACAAACGGCUUGCCCACUGUAGGAAACCAAAGAGUGCUUCGUGUCCACUAAACCUUCCUGGGCAGUAGUUAGAGCUAGUGACUGGUAGAGAGCAGGAGGAGAGUGGUUAUGAAGGAUAAAGUUCUUAAAUUUUGCUCACUGGUGGGUCGUACUCAGUAACAGCCCUGAUUCGCAUUGUGCGUUGCCUUAAUCUUUGAAAAACAAAAAUGCUGCUUAUGGGAUUCGCAAUCCAAUGGACUUCUGUUAUUCAAUCGAAUUAGAUAUUAAGAGCCUUAGUUGUCUUAUGUCAAACGUUUCUUCCUUGCUAUUUUGUACAAGUAACGAAUGACCCUAGAGGAGAAUUGGAAUACAAGAUUUCGUAUGUUUCUAAACUUAAAAUAAGGUACAAACGACAGAAUCAAUAUGGAUAAAUAUGUAAUGAACUCUAGAAACUUGAAAUUCGCUAAUAACAAUGGAUUCCAUUCCUCUGUUCAAUGAUACUGUUAAGUUGUUCGUAAGCAAUGCAUCGACUUAAUUAAUAUCUUACAAAAGUAUUUGAUGAAAAUGGUAUUUAUAAAAAGAACUGGAAAUAAAUGUUACAUAUAUCCCGGGAGGAAUAGGAGCGGUCCUUGAUAUAAAUUUUGUUUUUUUUUUUUACAUUUACGUUUUAAACCAAUACAAGAUAAAACAUUUUUUUGUUAAUUUUGUAAUUUGAAAUUCAAUCAAAUAGCAAUAAUGUGUUGUUGUCCGGUGAUGAUUUUUCAAAACAGAACGAUAAAGAAGAUUCACUACUUUACUCUCUUUCAGCAUGGGCGACGGCGUAGUGUACCCAAUGCGAUGCUAUGACGAGGACGCCGAAGCAUUGCUAGGUGGCGAACAGCAUGGUAAUCGUUCCGGAACGGAAAACCUUCACGAUUUCGAAGCAGCAACGUUUUUGAAUGAAUAUGGCAAUCUAAUGAACUGAACAAUAAUAAUGCUAUGUUUUAAAACGCGUAGUUAAGCGCUUAGAGUGUGGAUCGUAACUAUUGUUUAGUUAGUUAAUUUGCUAUAGGCAUAGCACGUACCAGACUCGGCAGCAGUAGUAUGCAAAUAGGCAAAAGAUGGAUAUUAACAAUGCAAUAGACCGUAGGAAACGUCAACUUAAACACGAACAAAAUUACGAUAUUCCAGCUUUAAUGUUCAAAUGUGAUGUAAGUCAUAUCCAUCAAACAGUCUUUAAGGAAAGCAUUUAAAAAUCACCUGUAAUUCAAUCGUUCCCCCAGAUGCUGACUUGAGACUAUUUUACGUGAGCCAGUAUGCAUUUAUUUAUCAAACUCAACACCAUUCCAGUGAUGCGUAAAUGACGAAAUUCUUCUUGGCAGUCCGAUUUGUAUGUGUUUUUAAAUGAUACUGAUUAGUACUGUUAACACAUUCGAUAGAUAUAAUAUGACAUCGGUAGCAAAUAAAAGAGUGUUAUUUACCGUAAAGAUAAAUUGAAACAGUGACAUCGCUACGGACUGAACGCUGUUCAUACAAGGGAACUAGGAAAGCGAUAAAUCUACGACAAGGAAAAGGUUUUAGCCGCUGCUGUACCAUUAGGGUGGGCCUUGUACAAUAUAAAAGGGACGAAUGUUGGACUGAAGAAAAUGAAACACGGUAGAAGCUUAGAUUGUGUAAGAAAUAAAAUGUCUUUCUAUAUGA
Molecule: messenger RNA, 3109 nt
Organism: Anopheles gambiae (African malaria mosquito)
Lineage: Eukaryota; Metazoa; Arthropoda; Insecta; Diptera; Culicidae
Product: palmitoyltransferase ZDHHC15
Exons: 6
Coding region: 299-1258 (319 amino acids)
Biological process (GO): peptidyl-L-cysteine S-palmitoylation; synaptic vesicle maturation; protein targeting to membrane
Cellular component (GO): Golgi apparatus; endoplasmic reticulum
Molecular function (GO): protein-cysteine S-palmitoyltransferase activity
Source: RefSeq, a predicted model, not a curated record